GUCGGCAUCGGGCCCCAACAAUCCCGUCGCCAUGAGCCAGCUGGGGACCGUCUACGCCACCAAGAGACGGCGUCGGAACGGAAAGAGCUUGAAGCCGCCGCAGAAGGACGGGGUGACGAAGUCGAAUCCGAGCAAGCGGCAUCGGGAGCGAUUGAACGCCGAGCUGGACACGCUAGCGUCCCUGCUUCCCUUCGAGCAGAAUAUCCUCAGCAAGCUGGAUCGACUGAGCAUCCUCAGACUCAGCGUAAGCUACCUCCGCACCAAGAGCUACUUUCAAGUGGUGAUGCACAAGGAUAAGGAAGAGAAUUCGCACCACGACUCGCACUACAGGGCGAGAGAGUUGGCAGCGCUCGCUGCUUACGACCAUCAUCACCUCGACGGCGAAAUGUUCCUACAGGCGUUAAACGGGUUCCUGCUAAUAUUGACUUGCGACGGGGAAGUGUUUUUCGCCACCCACAGCAUAGAGAGUUAUCUAGGCUUCCAUCAGUCUGACAUCGUCCAUCAGAGUGUCUACGAACUGGUGCACAGCGAGGAUCGGGAGGAAUUGCAGCGGCAAUUAAUGUGGAAUUCCUUCCUGCCUGCCGAAAGCGCGAGUCUGCCGUUGCACGACGCGCUGUUACCUCAACAUUGUCAUCUGCUCGAACGCAGCUUCACCGUUCGCUUCCGUUGUCUUCUGGACAACACGUCCGGCUUUUUGCGCCUCGACAUCAGGGGCAGAGUCAAGGUACUUCAUGGCCAAAACCGGAAGACGGAAGAACCGCCGUUGGCCCUGUUUGCUCUGUGUACACCAUUCGGCCCUCCCUCGUUGCUAGAGGUGCCGCAGAAGGAAGUAAUGUUCAAAAGCAAACACAAACUCGAUCUCGCGCUCGUAACGAUGGACCAGCGAGGAAAAAUGCUCUUGGGUUAUUCCGACGCGGAACUAACUAAUCUCGGCGGCUACGAUCUAGUCCAUUACGACGACCUGGCUUACGUCGCUAACGCUCAUCAAGAAUUAUUGAAAACCGGUGCGUCAGGCAUGAUAGCGUACAGAUUCCAAACAAAGGACGGCGGGUGGCAGUGGCUGCAGACUAGCUCCAGGCUGGUCUACAAAAACUCGAAACCAGAUUUCGUGCUUAGCACUCACCGACCUCUUAUGGAAGAGGAAGGCAGAGACUUGCUCGGCAAACGUACGAUGGACUUCAAAGUCAGUUAUCUGGACGCCGGCUUGACUAACAGCUACUUCGCGGACAGCGACAGUCUGACAGGGUCGGUUAUGACACCGACGUUACCGGCGCAGCCAGCGCCUCAAAGAGUGAACAGGCGAUACAAGACGCAACUACGGGAUUUCUUGUCGACGUGCCGGAGCAAACGCACCAAGCUCACCGCUCAGUCGUCGGUCUCGCCGCCCGUGACACCCACGGUCGCGUCCGUGGAUUAUCUCGCAGCGGAUACCAGCGCGGCAGCCGCGGUCGCAGCGGCUUACAGCAAUUUAAACACCAUGUAUCCGACACCGUACGCGCCUACUGCGGUUGCGGCCAGCACCGAUCCAUCUCUGACAACUUACAUCGGCCACACGGGCAAUUAUCAUCAGACUCUUUAUCCAGCGACUGCACUGGACAACAGGUAUCUCACUGCUGCAACGGAGAAUUUGUUUCAAUAUAGGCCGCUGGGCUCAUAUUAUCCGGAAUAUCACACCGGCACCGCGUACAACGGCUUCAUCGACGUGUCGCUGCCCACGUACGAGACUCAUCAGCUUACCAGCAAGACGGAAGAGAAGCUCUACUGCCAACAACUCGGCAGUGGCGAAUCACCUAAAUACAGCUACGUGGAGACGAGACAUCCGGGUAGCGUAAGCGGCUCGCCGUACGCUGCCAGUCCGGUUGCUAGCGCGUCCACAAUGCACCCGACGACGACCGACAUGAACAUCGUGCGCGCCGGUAGCAGGCACUCGCUGGAGGGCGGCGCGUCAUCCAGCAACUCCGCCGGGAGCUCGCCGGUAACCGGCGCAGCGAACGGCGUGCUUACGCCGAAGAUGGAAGACGUCAAACCUGAGGUAUACGGCAACGAGGCACCGCGGCAGACCGUGCUGAUGUGGGGCGCGCCGCCGUCGCGCACACCGCCCAGGAAUAACGGCAGCUACAGUCCGCCGACGCCGCAUUCGACCCACUCGUCCACGCACUCGACUAACGCGACCGGUGACCCGCUCAAGUCGCUCGCGGAGAUGAACUCGAUGAACGGAGACUGCAAGUGGCGGCAAACCUCACCCACGGAUCAGCAGGUGACAGCGCCGAGUCCGCCAAGGAACAAUAAAACACAGUCUCAACAGCAACAACAGCAGCAACAACAGCAACAUCAUCAUCAACAGCAAUCGCAGCAGCAUCAACAAUAUCCAGUGACCACGUCGCAGUACCAGGCAGCCGCAGCUGCCGCGGCAGCGGCCGCCGCCGCCAACACCAUCGGCUACACGCACUCUCAUCCGGGCCAUGGCGGGCACGGGGAAGCGGGCUCCGAGGUAUGGCAAGGAGUGCAACACCACCAUCACUACCAGUACUAUCCCUACCACCAUCACCACCCCGCACCACCAAGGCACACGCCCCAACCAUCGUCCAUUUGGUUGCAGCACGCCACCGUCAGCUGCGGGAACGGGGACGGGGGUGGGAACAGGCAUGGGCAUGGGCAUCGGGGCGGACAACAGCACCAGCAACAGCAACAACGUCUUGUACCACCCUCCGCACCACCACCACCACCACGUAGUGGGAUCAUCAGCGGCAGCAGCGGCGGCGGGAAUGGGCCCAACUGUCCCACAGAUUCCAAACCGGACGCCGGGAGUCCUCUGCUGUCCAUCUCUGAGGUGACUAACACCUUGCUCAACCAAUAGCCCCUUUGUAACCUCGACAUCGCAUCAUGUCAGUGAUGAAGACGUUUCUGAAAGGACGUCGUUGCCGAAGAGGAUUCCAAAAAGCGUCUCUGUACCAUACAGAUAAUGUAUCGAUUAAAACACAGUAAGCUUAUUCAUAUAGUACUGUAACAUACUCACUACAGAGGUAAUAAGCGAUCUAUUAUUACAUAACUUUUUCAUCGCAUUAAUUUAUCCGAUACGUUAGAUAGAUGUUCUUCAGGAUUCAUAGAUUUUGAUUCUGCAUGUACACUGAUCGCGAGCUUGUGGAUGAGAGGAGGGGAGGCAACGAUCACGAGACGCCUGUUGCGAAUUUUAUUUAUUCACCGCCUGGCGGCGACGAAAGUAGCAAUAAAAGACCACCCCGUUGCAGAAUGGAUAUAAAUAAAAAAAUCACGCAAAUAAAUCCUAUACAUUCCUACAAAUCCUAUAAAUCCUCUAUACAAUCCUACAUUCUUCUAUUUUCAAAACAUAUAUAGUAACAAACAUAAAGCAACAAAGAUGAUUGAUGAAAAAAAAAUGGAUUGAUGAAAUAAAAAAGUUUGCCAAAGGCAAUCUCUUUUAUGAUUCCUUCUCUUCUGCAAUGGAAAGCAGUGAUUAUUGCCGUCACUAAAGUAAAAAAUAAAUAAACUCUUUCGAAUAAAAAAAAACAAAAAAAACGGCAAUUUUAUCUGAAAGCACAAAAUUUGUCAUUUCGGUCGGACAAAUGUAACACAUACACGACCUUAGUUUGUACCUAUUAAUAAUGUAUGUCGACGUGUUCGUACAAUUCUAGCUUUUGUAUCUCGUGUUUUUUUCUUGCGUUUAUUAUAUAAGUUCUUUUUUUUUCAAAAAAAAAAAAAAAAAACAAAGAGAUAUGGAUCCUGUGAUAUGUGUUAGGUAAUUUAAACAAUGUUCUCUUCGUAAAGAAAGCUUCGAAUGUAAUAUUUAUUGACGCAUAAGAUGACUAUAUGUGAAAAAAAAAAAAAAAAAAACGUGUCCGAGAAAUUGGAAAAGACAUAAAAGUGAUGAUUUUACACGAAAGCGAAAGAGAUUUCGGAAAAAUGUUCUCGAUAACGAGAUAUCGAUUUCUUACAAGAUACGGCGUAACUACGCGUCAGAAACUGAUGAUUAAAAAAUAAAACGACUCGAGAAGUGUAUGUCAUUACAUGUAAGCAAGCAGUUUUGAUUAAUGAAGAAAUACACACACUUAUUAACAUCUUGUUGCCUGAACAAGAGAUGCAAAAAUACAAUAUAUACGUUCUCUUCCUUUUACAAUAAUAAACAUUUUUUAUUUGUUCUCCACUUUACACAGAUAAUGUUUUUUUUAUAACAAUCGAGACUCUUCAGCAUCACUGAAACUUUUUGAACGAACUGUUUCCGCGCGAUUCUCUCUUGGCUUCCUGUAUAUUUAUUUCAAAUAAUAAUUUGCAAUGCAAUUAAUGGGCAAAGAUAAAGUGCGAAAGAUUUGCUUUGUGCUCUUUAAAUUAUUCUCUUUUUGAUAGGAGGGUGAGAAUCCGAUUAUCUGAUCAAGGCGAAAUAGAGUGGAAGAGAUAACGCGAUAUUUGUAGCCUGUUAAUUCGAAAAAAAAAACACAGUCUUGCCAAUAUUUCGUUAAUAAGUUUGUAAUUUUUGUACUUAAUUAAUUUAUAUACAUUAUUUAUACGUAUACGUGUAACUCGUGUUUAGCGACGCUAGAAAGCGAGAGGGAAGAGAGAGAAAGAGAGAAAAAAAAGAGAGAAAUAGGCCUUCCAAUACUUUUAGGUGCAUUCACACUUGCAAAAUCAAAAAAAAAUAAAAUAAAAUAAAAUAAAAUCUCCGAGAGCGACUCUCGUUCGAAUCACGAAGAAACGAGACUUCAUUGCAAAAAAUGAGGAUAUUAUAGAUAUGUGUUGAGCACAAAAAAGAAACAAAGCUAUUUUAUAAUAUCAUUGAAAGUGCUGUUAUUUCCACAUGCGCGCGCUUCUAAAAGAGAGCGUAACUUUACAUAUCCGCAGCCGCAUAUCAAAGUGGUAAAAGUAAAAAAAUUAAAAAGAAAGAGCGAUAUAUAUAUAUAUAUAUAGAAGUAUAUUUAGAUAUUCUCUUCCAUAUUUCUUCGAUUCAUCGCAUUAUUUAUUAACUUGUAACAUGUAAGACGUGUACGAGAGGCGUGUUGUGCAAAAAGAAUGACUCGAGCGAAUUCCAUUUUUUUUUAACGCGUUUCACUCUUAAAUAACGUGUGUCGUAAUUUUUCUAUGUUCACGUUAUUCUCACUCUACUUUGAUUGACUUUGCAGCUGAAAAAAAAACGCAACUUACGGUGUCGCCGAAACGUAUUGCUAUCGAGCGCGUGUCCUGCGAUAAACAAUUUAUUACACGAGGAACUAAAUUUUUUUUUUAACAACUUCUUCCGUACACGUAUGUCGAAACAUUUAAGUUGAAGUAAAGGUUAUUUCGCGUGUCACGACACAAUUUAUCUCGCUGUCUAAAGUCUUCCCGGAUGUCUUCUUCGUGUGUGCGUGCGUAUCGACAUAUACGAAUCGAACAUGUAUUUUUUUUUUUUUUUUUUUUAUUGCUGCGGUUUGAUUUUAUAAGUUCUGAAACACAGAAAAUUUGUAAAGCGGUUUUAGAUAUUCUGCAGAAGACAAAACUUGUGCGUAUAGAAAAUAUACGCGGGACACGCCGCAGUAGUAAUUCGUUUUCCAAAAUCUUGUAUAACCACAUAGAUUUUCAAUUUUACCUGUUAUAGCUUGCAAAAAGUAUCCUCGUUUCUCUGCAAUAUUCUUAAACAAUAUAUAUAUAUAUAUAUAUAUACAUUAUAAGAAGCGUACUAUUAUAUUAUAUUAUAAGUAAUCAAGUCUAGUCCAUUCAUUAAAAAAGAAAAGCGAAUUAGCGACAAUAUGCUUAAAUUGUCAUAAUGUUCUCGCGAAGUUGAUUUAACAGAGUCUGACAAUCGUGUUUAUAAUUAUUACCACAUACGCAGUUAUCCGUAUUUUUUUCUCGGCGUCUCUUAAACGUGUGUAAAAAUGUGUAUUAUUAUAAGAACACACGCAUAUCCUUGUGCAAGAUAUUUUAUCGACAAGUGUUUCUCGCGUUAAGUUGCGAUUGCAAGGAUAUUUUGAUGAUUUAAGCAUAAAUUGUAUAUUCAUUGUAUAUUUGAAGUAAGCUCUAUCAUUAUAUAUUAUAUAUACAAUAACGAGCAUAAUUUUUAAGAUCAUAGUCAGUACAGAUUUUCAAGCAGCUAUAUUCAUAUAGAGAAAAAACACGUACCUUAUUUUAUUUUUAUUUUUUUUUUCUAGCGGGAAUAAAAUGAGAUUGAUGAGCACGACGUCAUUUUACACACCGCGCAGGUGUUGUAUUUAAUAGCGAACACAAAUUUUUACGUUACACUUCGAAAUAGCAUAAUUUUUUCUACAUUCGAAGAAAAUCUUGAUGAAAUGAAUUUGCGCGAGCGGAAUAAGUACAAGUUGAAAUUGGAAUUACUUUUAAAUAGGGGGUAUAUAUGUAAAACGUUACACAUAAAAAACAAACAAAUAAACAAUUUGUUAACUUUUCGUUCGAGAUAGUUGAUACAUGUAGUAGUUCUUUAUAUUUCAGUACUGAGUGUUUUUGUUGAUGGAAAAGUAUAAUGCUGAAGUGUAAAGAGAACGCAAUAUAUAUUUUCUUCUAUAACUACAAGUUAUCAUUAUUUAUAAAAAGAUGAAGAUAGAAAGUAUGCUUUAAUAAAAGUAAUAUUGUUUUAAUAGAACAUUUCAGAAGAAAUUGCUAUUCAGAAGAAAUUGCUAUUUCAAAAGAAAUUGCUAUUUCAGAGAUUUAAGUAGUGCACAGUUCAAAACUAUUAAAUCAAUAUAUUCUUUCAUUGAACCUUAUUACAAAUCGAUGCAAGUAAACUUUCUCUUUCAUUUGCUUUUAUGUAAAUAAAUGCAAGUAUAAAGUAAGUAGUGCUUUAAUAAAAAAACUUAAACAAAUGCUCUCUCGAACGAAAAUCCAAGAACUGAAAGUUGAUACGAUAGUGAAAUUAUUUGCUCUCAUGGACUUGUACUAUCACGAAGCUACGGUACCAGUUCACCAGAGAAGAUGGUUGGAGUACCACGAAACCUCGCGCAAAUUCUAUAUUUAAAUGAUUAUCUCUACUUGUGAUACAUAUAAUGAAAACUGUUUCAUUCUUCUUUGCAAACAGUAUUUCUUAUCUUUACACAUGUCGAAUACUUAUACUUAUCAGUAACAUGCCAAACACCAAAUUUUGAAUCUGGAUCACUCCAUCCAUCUUUUUCAUAUAAGAAAUACAGCUAUUAUUUAUACCAUUAUUGCUAAGAGGAUAAGUUCUACAAAUAAAUUUUAAAACUGUAUAUCAAAUGUUUAUAUGA
This is a messenger RNA of Pseudomyrmex gracilis, 7199 nucleotides long. It is a transcript of the gene ss, whose product is annotated as hypoxia-inducible factor 1-alpha-like. Bases 32 to 2857 code for a protein of 941 amino acids. The record is from RefSeq and is a predicted model, not a curated record. Lineage: Eukaryota; Metazoa; Arthropoda; Insecta; Hymenoptera; Formicidae. The transcript is spliced from 11 exons. Gene Ontology annotation, cellular component: nucleus; aryl hydrocarbon receptor complex. Gene Ontology annotation, biological process: regulation of transcription by RNA polymerase II. Gene Ontology annotation, molecular function: transcription cis-regulatory region binding; nuclear receptor activity; protein dimerization activity.